UGCGCACCUUUGUGCCAACGUCAAGGCACAUGGUGCGUGCUGGAGGCAGAGCGCUAUAGGAGGGAAGACGGACGAGCCACGCAUCCGCAUCACUGAAGAGGGUGGCACGGUGGUGUCGCCUGCAGGAAUCCACUUGUAAAGUCCUCACAAGAGGCGACCAUGCGCUGAGGGGAAACUGUCUGGGGAUCGUCUAUCGACCGAAAAUUAUUUGACGGCACUGAAACAUCCGAAAAAAAACCCGCUCUGGACAAGUUGUGCUUUCGGACGAAAUCUGGCUGGAGAUGAAUACCAACGAUGCCAAGGAGUAUCUCGCACGGCGGGAGAUAACUCAACUAUUUGAGAGCCUGCUGACAGGUUUGAUGUACUACAGGCCUGACGACCCCAUCGACUACUUGGAGGGUUGUCUGAAGAAAGUCAGGGAGCUCGGAGGACCAGACAAGGUGCGGUGGGAUACGUUUGUGGGGCAAGAGAAGAAGUCCCUUCCCCCUCUCAAUGGGGGCCAAUCACGCAGGUCCCUCUUCAGAAAUGUGUUGCCCGAAAAAAAAAUUCCCUACAGACGAUAUGACCGCCUCCCUCCCAUCAGCCAGUUCUCCAUUGAGAGUGACUCAGACCUGUCGGAAACGGCGGAGCUGAUAGAGGAGUACGAGGUGUUUGAUCCAUCAAGACCACGACCCAAAGUCAUCCUCGUCAUCGGUGGCCCUGGCAGUGGCAAAGGAACACAGAGCCUGAAGAUUGCCGAGCGCUACGGCUUCCAGUACGUGUCUGUGGGCGAGCUGCUGAGGAAGAAGAUGAUCCACAACGCCACCAGUAACAGAAAGUGGAGCCUGAUUGCCAAAAUCAUCACCAACGGAGAACUGGCACCACAGGAGACCACAAUAACUGAGAUCAAGCAGAAGAUUAUGAAGAUACCAGAUGCUAAUGGUCUUGUCAUAGAUGGGUUCCCUCGUGAUGUCGGACAGGCCUUGUCCUUUGAGGACCAGAUCUGCACACCUGACUUGGUGGUCUUCCUGGCCUGCACCAACCACCAUUUGAAGGACAGGCUGCAGAAACGCGCCGAGCAGCAGGGAAGACCUGAUGACAACCCCAAGGCCAUUGACCGGCGCCUGACCAACUUCAAACAAAACACCAUUCCUCUGGUGAAAUACUUCCAGGAGAGGGGGCUUAUUGUUACGCUGGAUGCAGACCGAGAUGAAGAGGAGGUCUUCUGUGACAUCAGCAUGACUCUGGACAACAAGCUGUUCCCCUCCAAAGAGCCUGCAGCCGGCCUCAGUGAGCUGGACCUCAGCCUGCUGGGUGAAACCAGCAAUCUGGCAGAUGUCGCUUGCAAGUAUGAUGAGGUUGAAGAGGAGGAAGAAGCUGCGUAUAAUGAAGGAGCCACAGAAGGUUAUGGUACAGAACAGAGGAAACCAAAGGUCAUCUUCAUGAUGGGUGGUGCAGGCUCAGGGAAGGCUUUCCAGUGUGAGCGGAUGGAGGAGAGGUUCGGCCUGCAUCGUGUCACCCCGUGUGACCUGCUGUGCAAUGAGCUGCAGUCCCAUGGGAACAGAGGACGCCACCUGCGGGACAUCCUGGAGAGAGGAGAGCAGCUGCCUGAGGACACACUGCUGGAACUUCUGUGUGAUGCGGUGGCGUCACUGGCACGGCAGGGCAAAGGUCUCGUGAUCAGUGGCUUCCCCAGAGACCUAAGACAGGCGCAGAUGUACGAGGAAAAGCUGGGUGAACCCAGCGCGGUUCUUGUGCUGAACUGCUUGGCCGACACCAUGUCCAGUCGUCUGCAGUGCCAUGGCAGAUCCAGCUCCAGUACAGACAGAUUCAGUCCCACGCACAGUAGGGCUGAGAGCAUCUGCAACGACGACCAGGCAGUGGUAGCUCACUAUGAACACAAGAGGCUUCUGCACAUGAUCGAUGCCGAGAAGUCACCAGAUGAAGUGUUCGCCCAGGUCUGCCAGGCGAUGGAGUCCUGCUCCACCUACUGAUUUGUACAGUUUCCUCAGGGCCGCUCCCACCCUACAUCCUGCGAUCCAGGAGGUCCGCUCUCUCUGCCGUAUCACUCCAGGAAGACGCACCCACGUAACCUCACACCUGCACCAGACACAUGCUCAUUGAACUCCAGUGGUAUGCAUGUCCCGACUGAUGUUUCGAAACACUCCCAGCAAUUUGUGAAACCUCUCUCUCGACUCUGACAAGGCAUCUAGCUGUCACACUCUGCUUUACCUACUUGCGUUGUCUCUUUCUCUCAUACUUUGACCUCAAUAUAUGCCAAACGAGGCAGGUAUCUGUACUGAGAAAACAGCAUCCCCUGCUGUGACUGAGAGCAUGUUUCUAAAGCUCUGCCACCCCCUGAGCUGAGCGGAGCUGAGAGAGGGGUCCCGCAUGUUAGUAAGUGGAAAAUGUCAGUGUGUUCAUGCUUUCAUGCACAGCACCGUGCUUUAUAUUGUAACAAGCAUGCAAGAAAUACAAUCAAGCUUAACUGCCUUUUGUGCAUUAAAUAAAAAGCUGAAAAUAAUUACAAUUAUUAAAAAAUACUGCAUUUGUAUGUUUUCGAGCUCAUCGUACAAGUGCUUGUUUGAGUCUGGUAUUUAACAUUCAAUAAAGCCAGUGCAUUUUGGAGGA
Monopterus albus (swamp eel) is the source of this 2610-nucleotide messenger RNA. RefSeq names its product adenylate kinase 5 (gene ak5). The coding region runs from base 282 to 1973 and encodes 563 amino acids. The transcript is spliced from 14 exons. Gene Ontology annotation, biological process: nucleobase-containing compound metabolic process. Gene Ontology annotation, molecular function: ATP binding; nucleobase-containing compound kinase activity. The record is from RefSeq and is a predicted model, not a curated record. Lineage: Eukaryota; Metazoa; Chordata; Actinopteri; Synbranchiformes; Synbranchidae.